Molecule: messenger RNA, 544 nt
Organism: Belonocnema kinseyi
Lineage: Eukaryota; Metazoa; Arthropoda; Insecta; Hymenoptera; Cynipidae
Exons: 3
Coding region: 19-471 (150 amino acids)
Source: RefSeq, a predicted model, not a curated record
GAAGAACGCUAACUCAGGAUGAAAUAUACUGUUACAACGAGGUUAUGCCAUUUUCGGAUUUAUAUUUUAAUGACUCUUGCAAUCAUCCAACUAGUAGAAUUUUCUUACUGCCAGACAACUGAACCACGUUAUAUAUUAUGCGGUGAAGAUCUUCAUAGAUCUACUGCUUCGGUAUGCCGAGAAAGAGGCUAUAUGCUGGAUUAUGAUCCUACUCAAGCUUAUAAUUGCUGCUCGCAAGGAUGCUCAUAUUUGGCACUUUCAGUGUUCUGCAAUCCGAAGCAGACACCUAUUUCAAAUCGACCACGUUAUAUUUUAUGCGGUAACGAUUUUAAUACCGCUCUUGAUUCGCUUUGCGUAAAUUUCUAUGAUAUAUCAAGGGCUAGUUACGUCGCUCCACAAUGCUGCUCUCCAGGUUGCACGCUGUCGACACUUCUACCCCUUUGCAACCGUCAGACGAUUGGACAAAUCUAAGGAUUACACUUGUUCAUCAAGCCCCCAAAAGUGACAUGUAUAUCCAGUUAACACGAAUGUUGAACUUUUUAAC